Messenger RNA from Zingiber officinale, 1621 nucleotides. Its product is annotated as heterogeneous nuclear ribonucleoprotein 1-like. Lineage: Eukaryota; Viridiplantae; Streptophyta; Magnoliopsida; Zingiberales; Zingiberaceae. Gene Ontology annotation, molecular function: RNA binding. Gene Ontology annotation, cellular component: nucleoplasm. The transcript has 7 exons. The record is from RefSeq and is a predicted model, not a curated record. Gene Ontology annotation, biological process: regulation of gene expression. The coding region runs from base 207 to 1352 and encodes 381 amino acids.
ACCAUGUGAAUGUUAAGUAUACUCCAGCGGGAUAACGUACCGACUGGUCUUCCAGACUUCGAGCGGCGGCUGAGCUUGAGCUCGCUAGGGUUUUCUUCAUCUUCGUUUAAUCGUUUCCAAACCCUAGCGUUUGAUCUUACUCUUUCUCGACGCGAAGUCGAAUCCUCAAAUUCUAGGUGCUUAGGUCGAGGGAACGGCCUCUACUUAUGGAGAUCGCUGAGGGGAACCAGAACGCUUCCGACGAGUUCGAGGGCGAGUACUAUGUCGAGGAGAUUGAAGAAGAGGUCGAGGAAUAUGAAGAAGAAGUGGAUGAUGAUGAAGAAGAAUUGGGAGACCGAGACGGAGGCGUCGGUCGUAGUGCGGUAGAAGGAGAAGGAGUUGGAGAUAGAGAUAAAAGUGGAAUCACACCGCGGAAGAGAUCGGAAAAUGUGGAGAACAGUGGAGAGGAGAUGAAGCAAGCUGAUGCUGGUUCCUCUUCAGCGGGAAAAAUCUUUGUUGGCGGUGUUGCUUGGGAUACUGCGGAAGAAACAUUCAGUAAUCAUUUCAGCAAGUAUGGGGAGAUCACUGAUUCUGUCAUAAUGAUGGACAAGAACACACACAUGCCAAGAGGGUUUGGGUUUGUCACAUUUGCUGACCCAUCUAUUAUUGACAAGGUUUUGGAGGAUGAGCAUGUCAUAGACGGGAGAACUGUAGAAGUUAAAAGAACUGUUCCAAGAGAAGAAAUGCCUUCCAAAGCAGGAAUCAAGACAAAGAAAAUCUUCGUGGGAGGGAUACCCACGUCACUAACUGGAGAUGAGCUUAAGGAACACUUUUCCAUGUAUGGUGAAGUAGUUGAUCACCAAAUAAUGUUUGACCAUGCUACUGGUCGAUCAAGGGGUUUUGGUUUUGUGACCUUCAAAGAUGAAGAAUCUGUUGAUGUAAUUAUUUCUAAGGGCAAGAUGCAUGAUCUCGACGGAAAACAAGUUGAAAUCAAGCGGGCCGAACCAAAGAGAUCAGGUGGCAAUCCGAGAAUGAACGAGAGGGCCAGUUAUGAUGCUCGCAGUGGAAGCAGCAGUGGAUACCGAGCAAACUCUUAUGGCUUUGGUGGUGGUCGUUAUGACAUGUAUUAUGGCGGCGGCGGCGGCGGCGGCACAAGUUAUGGUUAUGGCAGAGGCUAUGGCUAUGGUGGUGUUCCUAGUUUUGGCGCUGGUUACGUAGCUAACUAUGGUGGCUACAUGUAUGGAGGUGGCGGAUUCAACGGCAGCAAUAUGUACGGUGGCCCAGGUGGCUACGGUGGGUGGUAUGGUAGUUAUGGCAGUGGCAGUGGCAGAGGAGGAGGUUAUGGAAGCAGAUACCACCCAUACACCAAAUGAAUUAUUGUUAUGAAGCAAACUAGCGAAGAGCAUUUAUGGGUUCGCUGAUGUAGACUUACAUGAUGGUGAUCAAUCUGAUCUCUCCAACUAAACUGCUUACUGCUCUUGUUCUCGAGAAAUGCCCAAGAGAGCCGAGUGUUGCAACAACAUUAUUCCAAACAUAUAUAUGAUUGAGAGAUUGCAAUUUUAUUGUUGGUGUAUCCUUUUAGCUUUGUUCUUGACUUGCCUGCUGAAUUGUUGCUAAUCCAAAAAUUUGAGUCUAUGACAUA